Drosophila yakuba is the source of this 6488-nucleotide messenger RNA. It is a transcript of the gene Arms, whose product is annotated as kinase D-interacting substrate of 220 kDa. Gene Ontology annotation, molecular function: protein binding. Lineage: Eukaryota; Metazoa; Arthropoda; Insecta; Diptera; Drosophilidae. The record is from RefSeq and is a predicted model, not a curated record. The coding region runs from base 1380 to 6197 and encodes 1605 amino acids. The transcript has 12 exons.
AUUACAUUGAGCAGCAGCAAUUAAAACGAUUCGUGAACAGCAGUUGGGUGUUUGACAAAUGUUUCUCUUAUCAGCUGGAACUACUUGUGCAUGUAAAUUCCUUUUCUUAUAUAACUCGUGAACUAUCGGUGUACCGGAUGCUGUGAUAGCACAUUGCUGAUGUUCCUCUGGAUUGUGAUUGCACUGACGCAGCGAAAUUAAACCCAUUACUAUGUGACUAUACAAACACUCGACGAGGAGAAUCCAUUAGGCAAACUCAAGUGACGUGCGACUCAAUUGUAGCCACUCGAGUCAAGUCGAAAAACACACAUCCGAAUUGGCCAUCGUUCAUUUAACGUCUUCAUCUUAUCGAUCGCCCUCAGUCAGUGUCGCCAGUACUUCUGCCACUUCUGGUACUACUCUACAAAAACUUAUCUCCCCAAGUGACGCGUAAUUGUCGAGAUACAGAUACUCCGCACACUACCACACCGCUUGAAACCAAUUAGCUGAUUGGCAAAUGAUAGAAGGCCAAAGGAUACGCUAUUCUUUGAGCCAAUGGAGUCGGUGGGGGCAGCGGCCUAAGCACCAAUUCAAGUGAAACUCUUUGCGCAAGGCAGUGCGAGUGCGAACAUAACCAGACCCGAUGUGGUGACCACAAAACCUGGUCGGUCAAUCAGUCUUGGUGCAACGCUCGUGGCAGCAGGAGCGGCCAAAAGCUACAGCUCCAAAAUCGGCAAACACGUUUCGAGUGCCCAAUUACCAAUUACAUUUACCACAUUUGCGGCACGAAGCGCAGCCCGCCAGAAAAACAAACCAGCGUAUUGGUGGCCAAAAACGUACCCGUACUCGGCCAAAAGCACCCACAUCGACUGUAAUCGGGCAGAAAACAGCGAUGCUCGCUUCGGGUCGCGUGUAAACUUAAUAUCGCACUGUCCGGCAGCAAAACGCUUGAUAACCCAGUUGUCUCAGACGUCAGCGGGCCACCAAGGCGACAGGUUGCAUCGCAAAGCAGCAGGAAAAGUGCGCAGUGUACGCCGCAGCAGCAACAACCACAGCCAUAGCCACAAAGCAAAUAUACCCGGUGGUAUUAAUUCGUCAAUUAAUUGGCUGCGCGGAACAAAGUGGCAUACAGCUAACAAAAAAAAAACAAACUAUAAGGAAAAAUGCAGAAAUAAUAUGCACAUACUGGCACUUGAUUAAAGUGCCAUUCAGUGAGAGUGUGUGACUGGCGAAACUAGUGAUCUUUGGCAAACCAGUGCGGAGAAUGCCGAGUUUUAUCAGCUUGACGCACGUACAACAGCCCGCAAAUAAAGCCAAAUAAUAUACAAUUUAUCAAAUUAAAAUCACAACCAAAAUCAAAACAGCAGACCGAGAGUGCGGAACGAGUAUCAGCUGACAAGAUGAAACUAUCCAAGAGCUUCGAUGAAUUGAUACUCAAUGCCUCGCGGUUGAGCUUGAACAACUUGCGAUCGCCGGCGAAGAAAAAGGGGAAAAAUAACAUAAAUCGCUUCGGAGACUCCAUGGGUUCGCUGGGACAUCGUGCCUUGUUGCAGUACAUCGAUAAUAAUGAUAUAUCCGGUCUGCGCGCUAUCUUGGACAGCCGUCAUCUUACCAUCGACGAUCGGGAUGAGAAUGCCACCACAGUGUUGAUGGUAGUGGCUGGACGCGGUUUGACUGCGUUUGUCCGCGAGUUUCUGGCCCGCGGUGCCGAUGUUCAGGCAGAGGAUUUGGACAACUGGACGGCACUGCUGUGUGCCUCCCGAAACGGGCACUUGGAUGUUGUCCAACUGCUGCUGGACCAUGGCGCUGAAGUGGAGCACCGUGAUAUGGGUGGCUGGACCAGUUUGAUGUGGGCAGCUUACCGCGGGCACACGGAGCUGGUGCGCCUUCUGCUGGACAAGGGAGCCGAUGGCAAUGCCCAUGGCAACUACCACCUGGGCGCCCUUCUGUGGGCGGCGGGCCGUGGCUACAAGGACAUCGUGGAGCUGCUGGUGCAACGCGGCGCAAAAGUGAAUGUGGGUGAUAAGUAUGGAACCACAGCCCUGGUAUGGGCAUGCAGGCGAGGAAAUGUGGAGAUUGUGGACACGUUACUUAAGGCUGGAGCCAAUGUGGACACCGCUGGCAUGUAUUCAUGGACGCCUCUGCUCGUUGCGGCCGCCGGCGGCCAUACGGAUUGCGUUAGUUCCAUUCUCGAGAAGAAGCCAAAUGUGAAUGCCUUGGACAAAGAUGGAAUGACUGCCCUUUGCAUAGCGAGUCGAGAGGGUUUCCAGGAUAUUGCCGCCUCCCUUAUUGCGGCUGGUGCCUACAUAAAUAUCCAGGAUCGCGGAGCAGAUACCCCGCUCAUACAUGCCGUUAAAGCUGGUCAUCGAACUGUGGUGGAGGCUCUGCUCAAGAAACAUGCCGACGUGGAUAUACAGGGAAAAGAUCGCAAGACGGCCAUUUACACCGCGGUGGAGAAAGGACAUACGCCGAUUGUUAGGCUACUGUUGGCCACCAAUCCCGAUCUGGAAUCCGCCACCAAGGAUGGCGACACUCCCCUGCUGAGAGCUGUACGAAAUCGUAACUUGGAGAUUGUGCAUCUGCUGCUAGAUCGGAAGGCCAAGGUGACUGCUAGCGAUAAAAGGGGCGACACCUGCCUGCACAUUGCAAUGCGGGCAAGGAGCAAGGCGAUUGUGGAGGCUCUCCUGCGAAAUCCGAAGCACAGUCAGCUCUUGUAUAGAGCCAACAAAGCUGGAGAAACGCCCUACAACAUUGACUCCCUGCACCAGAAGACCAUAUUGGGCCAGGUCUUUGGCGCCAGACGUCUGAACACCAACGAGGACUCUGAGGGAAUGCUGGGCUACGAGCUGUACUCCUCUGCCUUAGCGGAUGUGCUCAGUGAGCCGACAUUAACCACUCCCAUUACCGUGGGACUCUACGCCAAAUGGGGCAGUGGAAAGAGUUUCCUGCUAAAUAAGCUGCGCGACGAGAUGAACAACUUUGCGCGCCAGUGGGCGGAACCACCGAUUCGAACCAGUGGCCUGCUCUUCAUCGUCUGCCUUCAUUUGGCAUUGCUCAUUGGAACUAUUGUGGGACUGAGCACCUGGUCAGCGGUUGUGGGCGUGUCGGCGGCUGUCGGAUUCUUGCUGCUCGCUUAUCUGCUUCUGGCAGCAGUGAGAUACUGCAAUUACCAGAUGGACAUGCAGUGGGCCUACUCUGUGCAACAUGGUCUCGAGAAGAGAAUGACGAGAUUGCGUCUGAUACUUCAGGUGGCCUUUUGCCAUCCGCCGGGACCACAAUCGGAUUCACAGGCCAAACCCGUGCGGUUUCACUUUGCGGAGGCCAACAGCGCUUCACCCACAGGUGAUGGAGCUGUAGCUCAUAUGUUGGCCGCUCUCUUAGAUGCUAUAGAAUCUCACUACGGAUGGCUGGCCACGAGAUUGUACCGAGCCUUUCGUCCGAAGUGCUUGAAAGUGGAUGUUGGCUGGCGUUGGCGUCGCAUGUGCUGUAUCCCAAUCGUUUUGGUCUUCGAACUAGCCCUCGUCACCCUGGUUACUGGCAUCUCUCUCAUCGUGGCCUACUUCACGUUUGCCGAUGAGAAGGAAAAGGAACAGAUAUUGGUCGCUCUUUAUGUGAUUGCAGCCGUGAUGGGCACGCUGAUCUGUACACAUCUCCAUGUCCUGGCUAAGGUGUUUGUAUCCCUGUUCACCUCCCACAUCCGACUGCUGAAGAGGGCUGUUCGGUCCAGUGAAUCGGCUCCGUUGACUAUGCUGGGUGCCGAGGUGGCCGUGAUGACGGACAUGGUCAAGUGCCUGGAUGCUUUCACCAAUCAGCAGAGUCGCUUAGUUGGCGUGAUCGAUGCCUUGGAUUCCUGUGACACCGAGAGGAUUCUCACUCUUCUGAAUGCUGUGCAAACGCUUCUUUCUUCACCUAACCGACCAUUUGUUUUGCUCAUUUCUGUGGAUCCACACGUCAUAGCCAAAGCAGCGGAGGCUAAUAGCCGACGACUCUUUACGGAGGGCGGAAUCGGAGGACAUGACUUCCUGAGAAAUUUGGUGCAUCUGCCUGUUUAUUUGCAAAACUCCGGACUGAGAAAGGUACAACGAGCCCAGAUGACAGCGCUGCUGUUCAAGCGAAGUGGCGGAGGAGAUUACCAGACAGACGAUGGACCGACAUUGGGUCACUCUGUAUCUGCUCGUCGACUGUCCAAUGCCUCUGAGAUAAUCUCCAGUCAGGAGAAGCUCCGCGGACCCGCCCGAGGAGGUGGUGGAAAGAAGAUGCGUCUCUCCGAAUCCGUGGCCAGCUCUACUGGUUCCAAUCUUCACCGCCUGGGUCAGAACCCACAGACUGUGCUUGAUCUAUCGCGCAUUGUGCUCACGGAUGAUUACUUCAGCGAUGUGAAUCCACGAAGUAUGCGCCGCCUGAUGAACGUGAUCUACAUCACGGUGCGCUUGCUCAAGGCCUUCCAGAUUGACUUCAGCUGGUAUCGUCUUAGUUCCUGGAUCAAUCUGACUGAGCAGUGGCCAUUGAGGGCAAGUAUGAUAGUGCUGCAUCACGACCAGUUCAUGGAUGGCAAUGCGGAUGAGAGUGUUUCGCUGCAAAGCGUUUACGAGAAACUGCGACCGAAACUCGCUUACUUGAGAGAGGCUGCUCCACUCCUGGAGUUGGAUCGAGAUGAACGAAAGCUCGACGCCUUCCUGCAGCUGCACAAAUCAGAUUUACUCGUGGCGGAUCUGCGCAUCUUCUUGCCCUUCACCAUUAAUCUGGAUCCUUACUUAAGAAAGGUCUUAAAGGAGGAUCAGCAAACCAUCGAGGACGAGGGUUCCCUAGUGAUACAAACCAGGCCCAGCGUUUCCAAUACCAUGCGUCAAUUCCCAGCGCCCACCACCUACGUGCCUUCGCCGCAGGCCUAUCCACCCUACCAAAUGUUCCAGAACGAGUAUCCUGCCAAUGAGCUACGCUCCAGGAAUCUCAGCACGAGCACAGAGCCUGUCACCCCGCUUAUUAGCUCACCUAGUGAUUCGUUUGGUGAUGACAUCCUGCAAACCAAGCUGACCGAUUUGACCGUCGAGGGAGUCAUCAGUCUGCUGGAGCGGAUCGAGGACAUGAAACCAUCGUUGGCCAAACUAGCUCCUGUGCUCCGCGAGAACGCAAUCAAUGGUCGUGUCCUGAAGCACUGCGAUAUGCCGGAUCUGAAAUCGGUUCUGGGCCUGAGCUUUGGCCACUGGGAGCUGUUCCGCCUGCUGAUCACCACGUUGCGGGAAUGCGAGCGUUUGCCACGAAAGCAGCCGCGCCAGCAGCAACAACCGGCCGCGUUGGAGGCGCCAUCGAAUGUCCCAAUGAUUAAGGAUGUUACGGAUGCCCUGAUGCAGCCACCCAGGGAAUCCCUCUCGCGGAAGAACUCUGUCAGUCAUAUGGAGAAGCAGUCAAAAGUGCAUGACUACGAGUAUCUGCAGGUCACGCUGGAGGAGCAGAUGAUCUGCGGCACCUUACAGACUCUGAAUGAGGAGGCGUACGAGGAUGUGGCCAGUAGCGAGAGACCGAGUCCCACAGGUGAGAUGUUGGCGGCAGCCGCACAACUGCAAUUAGCACCCAUACGCGAGUCCUCCGAGUUCGGAUCGCCUUCCGACGAUCAGAAGCAGUAUGGGGUCAAGAUAAGCAACAACAACAACAACCAGUACUUGCAUGCGGAGUACAACCGGAGCGUUAGCACGCACUCCCUGCAGAGUCUGAGCACUCUGGUGGGUGCACCCGGUGGUCAUGGUGGUUCCGGUGGCGGUCACCUGCACCUGGGCAAUGAACUCGACACGCCGAGUGCCGGAGCAGCAAUGACGACCCCAUUGCUCGGUGCCUCCGGCUCUGUGCCACCGCCAACAGGUCGGGAUUCUAUUUUAAAACAGCAGGGAAGCGUCAAAGUCGACAAGCGAGUAUCGAUUCAACAAACGGCGACCAACAAUAACAACAAGCUUACGCCAAAUGUGGAGUAUGUUUCCGAACGCCAGCCGGAGGUCCAAGGAGCAACCAAGCGCUUGACAACCAAGCCGCCACCAGGACCUCGUCCCGCAUCGCUGAUCAUCACCAGAAACGAUUCCAACUCACAGUUCCAGCUGCUGCGAUCCUCCUCAGUGGACUACGACGAUGUGGAGGCCCAGGAGCACCGAACCACGAUUAGGACCACUUUGCUGGAACAGCAGGAGGAAGAGGAAUCAGCCCCGUUCGUGUUUACAGUGCGAAAAUGACACAAUCUUCUCUACUAGGUGAAAACAGCCAAUGAGAUGGCCAUUUAGUGCCAGCUACGCUUAGUUACAAAUUAGUUAUAACGCAAUUAGCUAAUAACUGGAGGACUUUGUGGAAACUCUGACUUUUGGGUUACACAAUGAUUUAGUUGUAUAGUCUGUACGCUAAGAAAAGACACUUUGUUUGCAAAUCCUGGUUGUAUGCCACAGAAAACACUACUUGUUAUAAAUGUAUAAUGCAUGUGCAUAUAUGUAUUUCUUAAAUGUAUAAAGAGAAUCAAAGUGAGUGUUGAA